AACCACCUUGCGUCAUUCGGCGGCGCCGGAAGUAGGGGUUCGCUGGCUUCUGGACGCUCGCUUGACCGCUUCUUGCUCGGCUUCGAGGGCACAGUGUCGCCAUGGUCUCAGACGAAGAUGAAUUGAAUCUUCUGGUCAUCAUAGUUGAUACCAACCCAAUUUGGUGGGGGAAACAAUCAUUAAAGGAAUCUCAGUUCACGCUGUCCAAGUGCAUGGACGCCGUGCUGGUGCUGGGGAACUCCCACCUGUUCAUGAACCGCUCCAACAAGCUGGCAGUCAUCGCCAGUCACAUUCGGGAGAGUCGGUUCUUGUAUCCUGGAAAGAAUGGCAGACUCGGAGACUUCUUUGGAGACCCCGGCAGCCCCUCUCCUGACUACAAUCCCUCCGGGAGUAAAGAUGGCAAAUACGAGCUGUUGACGGCAGCCAACGACGUGAUAGCGGAGGAGAUUAAGGAUCUGAUGACCACUAGUGACAUAAAGGGUCAACACACAGAAACUCUGCUGGCCGGAUCCCUUGCCAAAGCCCUGUGCUACAUUCAUAGAAUGAACAAAGAAGUUAAAGAUAAUCAGGAGAUGAAAUCAAGGAUAUUGGUGAUCAAGGCCGCGGAGGACAGUGCACUGCAGUACAUGAACUUCAUGAACGUCAUCUUCGCAGCACAGAAACAGAAUAUUUUGAUCGAUGCCUGUGUUUUAGACUCGGACUCAGGCCUCCUCCAGCAGGCUUGUGACAUCACGGGAGGGCUGUACCUGAAGGUGCCCCAGAUGGCGUCCCUGCUGCAGUACUUACUGUGGGUUUUUCUUCCUGACCAAGACCAGAGAGCUCAGUUAAUCCUCCCGCCCCCAAUUCACGUUGACUACCGGGCAGCUUGCUUCUGUCACCGGAACCUCAUCGAGAUUGGCUACGUGUGCUCUGUGUGUCUGUCAAUUUUCUGCAACUUCAGCCCCAUCUGCACCACGUGUGAGACAGCCUUUAAGAUUUCUCUUCCUCCUGUGCUGAAGGCCAAGAAGAAGAAACUGAAAGUGUCCGCGUAACGCAGCAGGAUUUUUUUUAAGGCUGUUAUUCAUAGAAAUGGUGGGGGAGGCUGCCAGGCACAGGUCGGGGCAGGCUGAUUUGGAAAGCAGUCCAAAGCAUUGCCCUAAAGUCUGCUCUGGCCGGGAGAAGGGACAAGUUUGUGACUUUGACCUUUUAAUGGGGCUCAUUUGUCAAAGCCACCUGCUGUGACCGAUUCUAGGCUUUGGGUCCUCUGCCCUGAGUCUGAGCCCUUACUGCAAAGCUGGAACCCGGCGUUGGAGAGCAGCAGAUGGAAAUAAACCCCGUGACCUCGUUGAGACUCAGCCUCAGACAUUAGCGGCUGUUUAUUCUUUGGUCUGACAGUGCUGUGUGUUUGGGCAGUUAUCCAAAUACUCGGAAUAGUCUGUCCCCAACUAACUACAGAAUCUGACUUUAGAUGUGUAAGGUGAGCAAGGGCCGGGGGCUGCUUGCAAGUUUUUCUUCAGAAACAGCUGUGGGAAGAGCUUUUUGUGAAAGCUGAUGUUAGGCUGUGAGGGAGAAUUGAUUGGGGAAAAUAACUGUGGGUUACUUCUUGUCUGCACAUAGAAUUCUGUCAUUUUUUAAUGGGAGAAAAACCCACUAAUAGCUGGGCACAGUGUCUGUCUCACACCUGUAAUCCCAGCACUCUGGAGGCUGAGGCAAGAGGACUGCAAUUUCCAACCCAGCCUUGGCAAUUUAACCAGAACCUGUCUGAAAAUAAAAAAUAAGAAGGGCCUGGGAAUGUACCUCUGUGCAAAGGCCCUGAGGUCAGUUGCCAGUACCAGAAAAGGUCCAUUCGUUAGUAUUGGGGAACUCUUUCUAGAAGUGCUGAACUGAAUACUGAAACAUUUCAUAAAUUCAAAAAAAGCAUUAUUUGUAAUUUCUUUUUUUGUUUUUUUGUACCGGGGAUCGAACUCUGGACCUUGUGCUUUUGAGGCAGGCGCUGGAACCACUGAGCUAAAUCCCUGGCAUUAUUAUUUGUAAUUUCAACAAUAAAAAAUUAUUUUUCUAUUAACUUUCCUUGAGGUAUUUCCCUAGACACUUCUGUUUAAUGAUUUUCCUAGAAAUUAAUUAAAAGUCUUCAUAAUUUUCAGUAUAGUACAAGAAAAGUUUAAGGAAUGAUGGCCGGUUUGGAGCUUCUUGAAAGUAAAUUGAUUCCACUGCCUGCCUCGCAAGUGCAAGGUCCUAAAUUCAAUCCCCAGUACCAAAAAAAAAAAAAGUAAAUUGACAAAAAUAAUUUUUGUAUACAAAUAGGAUUGAAAACUCUUUAUACCCCCCCCCCAUUUGUUUGUUUUGGCACCGCGGAUUGAACUUGGGACCUUGCGCUUGUGAGGCAGGCGGCUGAGCCACUGAGCUACAUCUUGGCCCCCUUUUUUUUUUGGAUACAAGGUCUUCUUAGGUAGUCCAGGCUGACUUUAAACUCACUAUGUAGUCCAGGCCGUCCUUGAACUCACAGAGAUCCUCAGCUUCUGGGGUGCUGGGACUACAGGCAUGCACCACCACGGCCGACUAAGACCAUCUCUGAAGCUGAGUCUUUAUUAGGUAAUUUGGUGUUUGGUUCAGUAAUUUCAAGUAGAUUUUUUUAUUCUGUAUUUACAGUUUUGUAAACACACAAAAGAUUUUGAUGAUCACUGCAAAUAUUUGUUACUCCUUGAGUUUGAGAUCCGUUUGUCUUAAAAAUAAAAUUUACCAGGGCCGGGGAUUUAGCUUAGUGGUUCCAGCGCCUGCCUCAUAAGCGUAAGGUUCUGAGUUCGAUCCCCGGUAGCCCCCCCCAAAAUAAAAUAAAAUUUAUUGGGCCAGGGAUUUAGCUCAGAGGCACAAGGUCCUGAGUUCGAUGCCCAGUAUUGGGGAAAAAAAUAAAUAAAAUUUACUAUUUUAUAGACUAAGCAAAAUGGAAAUCUUUAUUUUAGUCUAGGAAAUAAAGAUCUAAAAAAUGCAUAAUUUCAAAUAA
Messenger RNA from Heterocephalus glaber (naked mole-rat), 2980 nucleotides. It is a transcript of the gene Gtf2h3, whose product is annotated as general transcription factor IIH subunit 3. NCBI's taxonomy places the organism in Eukaryota, Metazoa, Chordata, Mammalia, Rodentia, Bathyergidae. Gene Ontology annotation, cellular component: transcription factor TFIIH core complex; transcription factor TFIIH holo complex. The record is from RefSeq and is a predicted model, not a curated record. Gene Ontology annotation, biological process: regulation of DNA-templated transcription; nucleotide-excision repair.